AUGUGGUUCUUCCUCCUCCUCCUCUUUCUUGCUCACCUGGGGCCGGUGAACCUACAAGGUGAACCAAAGAGGCUGAUUAUAAAGGGCGAAGAAGAUCCAUGUAAGGGCCAUGUCGAAAUCUACAACAACAAUACUUGGGGCUACGUUAGGAACAAGAACUGGAACGAAAACUUUGAGAAGGUGGUGUGCAAGAGCACCCACUGUGGGACCAGGUUGGACUCCACGGGCUAUGGGCUUCGGCCCUGGGGAAGCAAAGUGUGGGUCUAUCAUGCGAAUUGCAAAGGAAAUGAGAAGCAACUGUGGGACUGCGGCGAGCCUAAGUGGGACAUCACCAACCAGAGGGAUGACACUUUUAGAACCUUUGAAUGCUCCAAUAAAGUCAGUAUCAAACUGGAGCCGCAUAAAUGUGCAGGAGUUGUCAAGUACUCCAUUGAAGGAGGAACGUCAGGUUACUUCUGCCCUGGCACCUGGGGAAAUGAUGAAGCCAACCUUUUGUGUCAGCGCCUUGACUGUGGCAACGUCAAGGAAAUCCCAGAGUAUCAGUGGUUUGACUGGGAAAAAACCUCAAACUCUAAGUUCAUGACGAUCAAUUGUGUGGGCACGACGAAUUUAACACACCUGUGGCAGUGUGCAGACCAGGAAUCAGACCGACAAUGCCAAAAACCUGCUUCUGUUAUAUGCAAAGGUUUUGAGAGAGUUCAGCUGGAUCAAACUGGAACAAAUGUGUGCUCUGGGCGUCUGGUAAAAGAAGAUAAAGAUGGAAAGUGGACUCCUGUUAAGGACACGGAAACCAAACCUGAGACUUGGUGCAAGCAGAUGCACUGUGGGGGGUCUAAUCAAACACAAGUCAGUGACAGUUCGACAGUGACAUGCUCAGAAGAUGUCCAAGUAGUUCUGAUGGACAAAAACACAGAGAGCACUUGCUAUGGCAGAGUUCACAUAAAGGUGAGCAAUACCCUUUAUCCUGUGUGUGCCUCCAAUCCCUGGACCGAGAAAGAAGCUCAAGUGGUGUGUACGGAGAAAAAGUGUGGAAAGAUGAUAGAAACAAAUAAGCCACAGCAGUCUCCUGUAGAUGGGAUCAUGGACUUUGUUACAUGCUCAGGCAGUGAGUCUUCACUUUGGCACUGUUGGGGCAAACGCGACAAAAAACUGUUCAGAUGUAACUCCUACGCCAACGUAGUUUGUGCAAGCAGCUUGGAUGUGAGACUGGAAGACGGGCCUGGGACAUGUGCAGGGAGGUUGGAGAUAAAACACAAGGGCCAAUGGUUAAGAGUCAAUGAUAAAACAUGGAAAUCACCCAAUUCUGACGUUGUUUGCAGACAUCUGAAUUGUGGGAAUGAGAGAAAACCAAUCAGUCCUGAUGUUAAAUACAGCAAGGGUUCUGGUGGUUUCCUGGAUGUUACUAUAACAUGUGCUGAUAAUUCCAAACACAUUUCAGAGUGUGAAAUCAGACCCCCAAACAGUAGCCCAAACCAACCAACGUCCCAAAGAGGUGAAGACGUCUGGAUAACCUGUGAGGAGCACAGGAUGGUCUUUCUGGCUAGCAGUAAUUCCUGUUCCGGCUUGGUGGGAAUAGAGCAGGGCAAAAAAAACUUCUAUCUCUCAGGGUCAAACGAUACAUGGACCCAAAACGUGGCUGACACAGUGUGUCGGGAGAUGAACUGUGGGGAGGUGUCCAGCAAAGAUAACACAUCUAAUGCUGAUGGGAAGAAAAAGGUUUGGGAUAAGGCCUACGACUGCUCAGCUAAUUCUUCAUCUUUGUUUAAAUGUAAUAGUACGACACCGUCAUCAGACCAUAAGAGUUCUAUUGCCACUGUGACAUGCAAAGGAAACACCACUGUGACUCUGACUAAGGGCUGCUGGGGAAAUGUCAACAUCUGUACGGGUACACUCUGUGGCGCAGUACGGAACGACAGCUGGACUGGUAAAAAGUCUGAAAUGCUGUGUAAAAAUCUGAACUGUGGAAAAGCAAUGCUGAAUGCCAAAACCUCCCUUCAAGAAGGCAAUGUGGCCUUUAAGAGCGUGCACACCACGAAGCACACAAAAAAACUCAGCCAGAGCAGCUUCAUCAAAGACGAAGAAAAGGACAUGGCCAUGAAACAAUACCCAGCUUUUGUUGUCUGCUCAGAGAGCGUUGAAACCAGGAUAACUAAAACCAGAGACAAAUGUUGUGGGAAUGUGGAGGUUUUCUUUGAAGGUCAAUAUCUCCCAGUGUGCAAAGAUGCUCUGGAAAGUGGCAAAGCAAAGAACCUCAUCUGUGAGGAGCAGAAAUGUGGUCAGGCUGUGGCAGUGUAUGACUUCUUUGGACCUAAACCUAGCUCUGGUAGCAUUAAAACAAUCAACUGUGCUGAUAAUGUGAAGUCUUUGAGGGAAUGUGACAUCACAUCCGGCCCGCCCAGCUGCGAUCUUGCUGCUCUACAGUGCUCUGGCUGCAGCAAGAUGGAGCUGAAAACUGGCACGGCCUGCAGUGGAGCUCUGUUUGUCCACGUGGGAGAUGAAAGAAGAGCCGUCUCUGCAGAGGGCUGGACUGACACUGAGGCAAACAGGCUGUGCCAAGAUCUGAAAUGUGGUAAUAAAAGAGAAACAAAGGCAAUUGAACCUGUAGACAAAUCUUUCUGGACCACUAGCUUCAGUUGUGAUGCUGAGAGCAAACCAGAAAGUAUCUGGGCCUGUGAAAAAACAAAUAUCACAUCAACACAGAAGAACCAGCUCUCCAUUACAUGUCAAGGUGAGCCGAAGAUCAGCCUCUCAAAAAGCUGGGGGGGUGAAGUGCAGAUAGACGGUGUUGGUGUGUGUGACACAGGCUGGAACAAGGACUAUUCAGACUUAGUUUGUGAAGAAAUGAACUAUAGCAAAGCUUUUCGGACCAUGGCCAUCAAAGUUCUUGCGCCAGAGAAGGAGUAUUACCAUGUCAAGUGUGAGAAGUACCACUUUAAACUUGGACAGUGCAGAAGAUUCAAGGCAAAAUGUGCCGGGAACUUGGUCUCCAUUUCCUGUUCUUUCAAGUUCAGCACCACAGAAAAAUGUGGAGGUCAGAUUCUGAUUAAUUAUUGGAAUGAGUGGGAAAAUGUGUGCUUUACGCUGCCUUUGGACUCUAAAUAUAUAAAGCAGCUGUGUGAGAAGUGUAAUAAUACCAUUCCUGCUACACAACCUACACCCAAGACAACUUGGGGUACCAAAUUGGAUUGCACCAAUGAUCCAGCAAGAGUCGAGGACUGUGUUCGGCAAGAGUCUUGUACCAGUUCUACAGAUAGAAUCACCUGUCCAGGGUAUGUUCAACCUCCAACACCGCCACCACCUCCACCACCUCCACCACCUAUACUACCUAUCAUCGUUGGAGUUGGGUUUCUUCUGCUGGUGGUCUUUCUGGCAAUUGUAUUUGUACGAAUCUACAUUGUCCGCAGAGCCAAGAGGGCCUCUAAUGCCAUAUCGAGAAUGUUUUCAAAGAGGGAAGAGGAGUUUGAAAGUGGCGACUAUGAGGAUGUAACCAACAGAGCCAAUGAAAUGGAAGACUUCAGUCUAAGUGGAUUCAGACCUGAGUCCAAAUUCAUCACAGAGGGUGAAGCUCACAGCUUUUCCUCUCUCCCUUACGAUGAUGUUGAUGAAGCCAUUACUGAUGCUCAACCUCUGACCUCUAAGGCCUCCGUUGCUGUUGUUUCAGGGGACAUCCCCAAGGACGCUCUUAAUCGAAGACCAGAUGGCAUGGCCUAUGAGAAUGACGACCCCCAGGACAACUACGAUGACAUUGAGGAAAACAUUGAGACCCAUCAGAUGAGAGCCGAAGUCCAUACCGGCCACCAUAUCACACCAGGAGAUGAUCUACCCCCACCUCCAGAACUGCUACAGGAAGAUGUUGACUACCUGGUGCCAGGUGAAGAUGGUUGAGCAGGAAUAUCAGCUAAAGUUAACUUUAUCCAGCAGAAGUUAACAACCCCUAACCCAGUCCUUUAUUACAAAAAAGUAACCCUAAGAGUCCAGAUAUCCUCUAGACCAGUAUAUCCCAAACUUUUUUACUGGACAGUAAAUUGUGAAUUCUCUGUUAAUAAUGUGAAGAUCCCAGUAAAAUAUUGGCUACAAAUGAUCCCAUAUCCAUAAAUCUGAAUAUAACCAAUUACAAUUAGGAUUGUUAUUGAGUAGAAUAUCUUUUGUUAUUGCUUGACUCCACUAAAUAUAGUAUUUAAUGUACCCUAUUUUCACGUAUAAGUCACAUCAGUCAAAAAAUGCAUCAUGAAGAGGAAAAAGCAUAUAUAAGUCACACUGGACUAUAAGUCGCAUUUAUUUAGAAACUGACACACCGUUGUCCGUAGUCUGAUAGAGAGGCAGUUGCAUUGCAUGAAGUGGUAACACCAAGAAGGCCCACCUGCAAAGUCAUUUAUAUUCAUCUCCUUCGCAACUACCAGGGUGUGGUGGAGACGUAACUGCACUGUUGACAAGCCUCUCCCGGCAGCACAUUGUUAGAGCACCCAUCUGUGGACUCGUUCCUCCAGCUCUGGCUAUCUUGCUUUCCUUGUUUUAUCCAUUGCAGUAAGAGUAACCUCUGCUUUCUGCCAGCCCGUCACAAGUUUCUCACUCACUCUAAACUUUCUUCCUGCUGCUCAGUACUGUUUUUGUUAAUUUUUCAGUGGUACAUGAGCAGCAUAUAGUUGUCACAAGCCUAGAGCGCCCUC
Molecule: messenger RNA, 4667 nt
Organism: Cheilinus undulatus (humphead wrasse)
Lineage: Eukaryota; Metazoa; Chordata; Actinopteri; Labriformes; Labridae
Product: antigen WC1.1-like
Exons: 19
Coding region: 1-3885 (1294 amino acids)
Cellular component (GO): membrane
Source: RefSeq, a predicted model, not a curated record